GUAACAUCUGUUGAUAGCUGCUAUGCUAACCUACCUAGCCGCUCGUUCUGUCUGACUGUGUUGCCAGUUUAUCGAUUGAACGACGAGGCUAGCUGGUUACCAGUUCACCCAGUGGAGGACCAUAGCGCUGCUGUGAACGUAAUGACUCACCCAUAUUUAGAGGUCAGGUGGUAUUCUUAGCAUUAGCCUGUGCGCCAAGCCAAAGUCCGACAGGCAGACAUGGAGACUCGGGGGAUUGAGGACAUGUUUGACUUUCGUCGGUUUCCCAAAGAUGCCGUGGCUCUCCUGCUGUUGCUCAUCUACUCCCCAGUUGGCGUUUGUUUGAUGCUGAUGCGGAUUUUUAUCGGCGUUCACGUUUUCCUGGUCAGCUGCGCAAUCCCAGAUAGCUUUGUGCGGAGGUUCGUUGUCAGGGUCAUGUCCUCGGUCCUCGGGAUGCACGUGCGACAGAGAAAUCCUCGCUCCCGGGAUAAAAACACCAAGCUCUGCGUAUGCAAUCAUGUGACAGAGUUUGACCACAAUAUUAUCAACCUCCUGACCCCCUUCAAUACUCCCCAGCUGGAGGGCUCCACGGGCUUCAUGUGUUGGGCCCGGGGCUUCAUGGAGAUCCACUCGGCCUCCAGCCAGGAAGCGGUAGGAGAGUCUCUCCAGAGGUACUGCUCCGCUGACGGCGCCCCGCCUUUACUCGUCUUUCCUGAAGAAGACACCACCAACGGCCGCGCCGGUCUGCUCAAGUUCAGCUCGUGGCCUUUCACACUGACUGAAUCUAUCCAACCUGUGGCCUUACGGGUGUCCAGACCUCUGCUUUCUUUGAGCACAGUAGAGUCCAGCUGGCUAACAGACCUCCUGUGGACAUUUUUCUCUCCAUGUACAGUGUAUCAUGUAAGUUGGCUCCCACCAGUUUCCAGACAAGAUGGUGAAUCUACGCAGGAGUUUGCCAACAAAGUCCAAGAGCUUCUCGCUAUUGAACUGGGGCUGGUCUCCACCAAGAUUACUAAAGCGGAUAAAGCAGAGCACAUUAAGAGGAAAAGACAUUCAGUACCACAAACGACUACAAGUGCCACAUCUGGCUCCAUCGGACUGGGCUUCAUGGCCCAGAGUCUGGGCUCAGAUGACCACCGGAUCACUAAGAUGGCCCAGCAGGUGAAGGAUGUGCUGCCACAUGUCCCAAUCAGUGUCAUUACAAAGGAUUUAGCUAAAACCAACUGUGUUGACACCACGAUAACAAACCUGCUAGAGAAUAGAGAGGAAGUGUCGAUGGAAGCUACUGGGACGUCAACAUACGGAGCCUCCAGGAUCAGCUCCUUUCCUUCUGGAUCCUCUCCUGCCAUAAAGCCUGCUGCCAAAGCGUUUGGGAGAUCGCCAGCUGACAGACACAUGUCUCUCCAGCAAAGAAAAGAGGCGUUGUAUAAUUAUGCGAGAAGACGUUACAUCGAGAAGCACGGACUGGACCUGGAAGACGGCCACUGAACAAAACGUCGGAUCAUUGGAAACUGGUCGGAGGGAGGGAGGCAUCUUCAAGCUGUCCUGCUGUCUACUUUUGAAAAGUGAUUUUUAUUUUCUAUCAACCCCGUCGAGCUGGAAAAGGAAAAACGAAAAAAAAAAAA
Xiphophorus maculatus (southern platyfish) is the source of this 1604-nucleotide messenger RNA. RefSeq names its product AUP1, lipid droplet regulating VLDL assembly factor (gene aup1). The record is from RefSeq and is a predicted model, not a curated record. The transcript has 12 exons. Gene Ontology annotation, cellular component: membrane. The coding region runs from base 220 to 1467 and encodes 415 amino acids. Gene Ontology annotation, molecular function: ubiquitin binding. NCBI's taxonomy places the organism in Eukaryota, Metazoa, Chordata, Actinopteri, Cyprinodontiformes, Poeciliidae.